AUGGCAAAAGGCAGGCCACCUACCUCGGGAUACGCCCGCAUCGCCCAAGCCGAGGAAGAGGAGGACGUCCUCGACGACUCCGAAGAUGACGACCUUCACCGCGGUCAGGGCUCCAUUUCUGGUCGUUAUGCUCCCAUCCAGCCUCGUCGCCACGCCCGCAUGACCCCGACCUCCGGCUCGCCCUCGAGACGUCAACCUGGCAGACGCGUUCGCAGCAAUUCCGGCGUCGACAUAAAGGCAAUCAACGCGCGUCUGGAGAGAUGGGCGGACGAGAUCGCCUCCAAGUUCAAGAUCAAGAAAGGCCGUGGGAAGACACAGCAGGAAGAGCAGCUGGAGAUACACCACUCUGUCUUCCAGGCUCCGGACUGGAUUCGUCCUGCCACCGCUGAAACGCUGGCCAAGGACUAUGACGGCUCCCACCCCGACCGCUUGACCAAAUUGGAGUUUGACGAUAUUGUGGAAAGUGUCCGCACCGCCAUUGAACUCGGUACCCAUCCAAAGAUGAUCACACAAGGCAGUUCUGGUAGCUACUUUGCCCGCAAUCCAGAUGGCAAGGUUGUCGGCGUCUUCAAGCCCAAGGACGAGGAGCCUUACGCCUCCAGAAACCCCAAGUGGACCAAGUGGAUACACCGCAAUCUGUUCCCCUUCGCAUUUGGCAGAGCGUGCCUUAUUCCGAACCUCAGCUACGUGUCCGAAGCCGCAGCCUACGUUCUCGAUACCCAGCUCCGAACAAACAUUGUCCCUUACACCGAAGUCGUCGGGUUGUCGUCCAAGUCUUUCUACUACGACUUCUGGGAGAGGCGAGCAUUCUACAGGAAGAAGAAGCCAUUGCCGGAGAAGCUUGGUAGCUUUCAGGUCUUCUUGAAGGGCUACAAGGAUGCCACGCUUUUCCUAAAGGAGCACCCAUGGCCGGAUCAGCACAAUAAUGCACUCCGGGAUGCUCCUGCACGGCGGAAAAAGAGAAGAUGGGCCGAGGAUUGCAGGCCGAGCGGCCCGGCGUCGGAUGACGAGGACGACGACCGGCCUCCGACUGCCGACGAGACCCAAGUGCGCCGAGGCUUUUGGUCAGAGCGCCUGCAACAGUCUUUCCGCGAGCAAUUGGAGAAGCUGGUCAUCUUGGACUAUCUCAUGAGAAAUACGGACCGAGGUCUGGACAACUGGAUGAUUAGAAUUGACACAAAGACGGAGGAAGCUACCAUCGUGGCAGAACCGCCAAAGGACCGCCGUUCAAACGGCUCCACCGAUGAGCCGUACAAGCGGCAAGAACAGAUGGUUGCAACUAGCAGAUCAGGAACUCCUGCGAACGUGCCACCUUCUUCAGAUGAUGACCCGAAGGUAUCACUGGGAGCUAUUGAUAAUAGUCUUUCAUGGCCGUGGAAGCACCCAGAUGCCUGGCGGAGUUAUCCUUUCGGUUGGCUGUUCUUGCCAGUAUCCUUGAUCGGACAGCCUUUUUCCGAGGCAACUCGCAGACACUUCCUACCCCUGCUUACGUCGACUCAGUGGUGGAGCGAGACUACGUUGGCAUUGAGAAAAUGCUUCAGCCAGGACGCCGACUUUAAGGAGCGCAUGUUUGCCAAGCAAAUGGCGGUCAUGAAAGGCCAGGCCUGGAACGUGGUGGAGACUCUCAAGACCCCUGAUCACGGACCGCUGGAACUGACUCGUCGGGCGAGGGUGUGCGUGUGGGACGACCUGGUGGACAUUCCGGUUGCGGUUCCUCUGCAGCGUCCGUCGGCAGAAAUGCGGCGGCAAACGGAGGAGCUCGCUGCGCACGAUGAAACGGAAGAAAUGGACAUCAGCAACGCAUUGGCUUCGUCGGCUCCUAACGUUCAUUAUGACCUUCUCGGACUGGAAUCGCCUCCACGCAGCAAUCCGUUCAACAUAUCAAGGCAGUCAAGCACGAUGAACAUGCACGAAAACUCGCGACCGCCAGUCAGUCUCAAGUCUCGGAUGAGCUACGAUGGCCCCCGCCGUAGCAUACCGACUAGUCCAGUGUCGUCCAAAAGGAGGCGGUUUUCCUUCACGAUCCGCAGAAACAGCGGACCACUUGGAGCGGACGAUGACGAAGGUGAUCUUGGAUAUGCGGCAGCAGACGAUAUGGAUGGCCACACAAAACGGGUGAUUGUGGAACGGCUGGAGAUGGUCAAGGCCAAGAACCCGCUGUUCACGUGUUGCUGA
Messenger RNA from Lasiodiplodia theobromae, 2175 nucleotides. Its product is annotated as Phosphatidylinositol 3-/4-kinase catalytic. The transcript is spliced from 2 exons. NCBI's taxonomy places the organism in Eukaryota, Fungi, Ascomycota, Dothideomycetes, Botryosphaeriales, Botryosphaeriaceae. The record is from RefSeq and is a predicted model, not a curated record. Gene Ontology annotation, biological process: endosome organization; phosphatidylinositol phosphate biosynthetic process; Golgi organization. Gene Ontology annotation, cellular component: trans-Golgi network; fungal-type vacuole membrane; endosome. Bases 1 to 2175 code for a protein of 724 amino acids. Gene Ontology annotation, molecular function: 1-phosphatidylinositol 4-kinase activity.